This is a messenger RNA of Spirometra erinaceieuropaei, 1281 nucleotides long. Lineage: Eukaryota; Metazoa; Platyhelminthes; Cestoda; Diphyllobothriidea; Diphyllobothriidae. The record is from the annotation of a GenBank genome assembly.
AUGCUGCACCACCUCAGCUUUGACGCCCAUGCACAGCUCAUUUUGACCACCGACGCUUCCAGCAGUGCUGUCGGCGCAGUCUUGCAUCAACAAGUGAAUAACCAGUUGCAGCCCUUAGCUUUCUGUUCACAGAAGCUACAACCGGUGCAGACUCGCUACAGUACUUUCCCUCGCUAGCCCCUUGCUAUCUACUUGGUCAUACGUCACUUUCGACACAUUUUAGAGGGCAGAGACUUUUCGGUUCACACCGACCAUAAACCUCUCACUUACGCCCUCAAGGCCAAGCCAGAUCGGUACUCGCCCAGGGAAGUUCGUCACCUGGACUAUAUAUCGCAGUUUACUGCAGAUAUCCGCUACGUCCGAGGCAGCGACAAUGUCGCUGCUGAUGCAUUAUCCCGUCCGGACAUCAACACACUCACAUCCGAUUUCGACCUGGCGAGGCUUGCAGACCUCCAAACAGCAGACGAGUCCAUCGCGGACUUACGUACGUCUACUACUCUGCAGCUUCGAGAUGCACCACUUCCUGCGUCACCACGUGCGAUUUUGUGCGAUUGGUCCACAGACACCCCUCGUCCUGUUGUUGCACUAACCUAUCGUAAGGUCGUCUUUGACCACAUUCACUCCCUCUCCCACCCUGGCAUUCGCGCUGGACGUAAGUUAAUUGCGUCUCGUUUUGUUUGGCCGAAGAUGAAUUCCGACAUUGCUCUUUGGAACAAACAGUGUCUCGCAUGCCAGGAGAACAAGGUGCAUCGACACACCUUCUCCCCUCCAAGUACCUUUGCGGUCCCGGACGUUCGAUUUAAUCACGUUCACUUGGAUUUAAUCGAACCGUUGCCACCUUCACGUGGGUACACACAUAUCCUGACGGCAGUUGACCGUUUCACACGAUGGCCGAUUGCCGUUCCUAUCUCGGAUACCUCGGCAGAAAAUAUCGCCAUGGUUUUUCUGAUCCACUGGAUCUCAACUUUUGGUGUUCCAGCCACCCUUACCACUGACCGCGGAAGUCAAUUCCAAUCUAGCCUCUUCCGUGAGUUCACUAGACUGCUCGGGUGUGCGCACAUCACAAUCACGGCAUACCAUCCUGCCUCCAACGGCCUCGUUGAGCGUCUACACCGCCAACGUAAGUCCGCACUGAUGUCCCAAACAGAGUCAGCUACUUGGAGUGUCAAUAUCCCUCUUGUGCUUUUGGGCAUCCGAUCUUCUGUCAAGGAGGACAUCCAAUGCACUGCCGCCGAACUUGUGUACGGUACACCCCUCCGUCUGCCCGGCGAAUUUGUGUAG